Molecule: messenger RNA, 2845 nt
Organism: Xiphias gladius (swordfish)
Lineage: Eukaryota; Metazoa; Chordata; Actinopteri; Istiophoriformes; Xiphiidae
Gene: brf2
Product: BRF2 RNA polymerase III transcription initiation factor subunit
Exons: 4
Coding region: 276-1610 (444 amino acids)
Biological process (GO): transcription initiation at RNA polymerase II promoter; transcription preinitiation complex assembly
Cellular component (GO): nucleus; transcription preinitiation complex
Molecular function (GO): RNA polymerase II general transcription initiation factor activity; TBP-class protein binding
Source: RefSeq, a predicted model, not a curated record
UCUGCCGUGCAUCUCUGAAAACAGCAGCAAGUGGAACCCGCGUCGCCCCGAACUUUGUAUCUGCCCGGAUGCAUUUUAGCCGCAGCCUCUGACGCCGGCGGCAGUAGCGUUCGUUGGACGUUCGGCGGACGUUCGGCGGCUGGCCACAGUUUUCGUGUGUCUAACCACUUAUUUGGACCGUGGUCCAGACUGAUUUCACACCUGUUCUAUUUGGUUAAGUUGAACUAGUCGACUGUCCGCCGGCCGCGCGCUGCGGAGGUUUAUUUAUUUUGAAAAUGUCUCUCCCGGGUUUGAGCUGCCCGGGCUGCGGCUCCGCCAACAUCGUAGACGACGAUCUGUACGCUCAGUCGCAGCUGGUGUGCGCGGACUGCGGCACCGUGGUGUGCGAGGGGGCGCUGGCCGAUGAACCAGUCGGAGGUUCAGAUGUCAGCUACAGCCGAACGACAGCUGUGUCCAAAAGGCCGUGUAUAAAUCUGAUAAAAGGUCUGCAGCGUGUGAAAGCUAUAUGUCGGACUCUCAGGGUCCACGGGGAAAUCGAGGAACUCUCGCAGACCUAUUACAACCAGGCCUAUCAGCAUGAAGCUUUCAUCAAAGUGAGCCUCCAGAAGAAAGAGGUUCUCGCUGGUUGCUGUGUGCUUGUAAGCUGCAGACUGCUCAACUGGCCCAUUACCAUGGGAACCGUCAGCUGCCUGCUGGAUGCUGACUCAAUAGCGGUGGGAUCGAUUUAUCAAGAAAUGGUCAAGAUUCUCAACAUCAAGGCUCCGAUUAUUAACGUCACCGAUGUAAUGGAGGCCCACUGUCAGGAGUACAAAAUUAGCUCUCUUCCUGAAGAAUUGGCUGAGAACUCCAAGGACUUGACCAAACGUGCCGUGGCUCUGGUGGAGCUGGCAGCAGAUUCCUGGAUUGUGACUGGUCGUAAGCCCAUCCCCAUCAUGAUGGCGGCGAUCUAUUUGGCUUGGCAGUCCUUGAAACCCACCAAGCACCGGCUCAAAUUCUCUCUGGACAAAUUCUGUCAGGUUGCCAAAGUGAAUAAGCACAAGCCUGCUUUGAAGAGAAUAACUGAGAUAAAGGAGGUGCUGUGUAAGCUGGGUAAGGAGAUUCCCUGGAUCAGGGAAGCGGUGACUCCAGAUAAUGUUGUUCGGCAGGUCGAGGAUAUUCUGCAGCACAGAUAUGCCCUGCUAAGGAGGGCUCUGAGAACCCACGAGGAUGCUCUGCUGGUGAAGUGUCAGGCCAGCUGUGAGGACUCUCUAACUGAGGAGGCUGAGGAGAGCCUGAGUUCAUCCUCUGUGGAACAACGUCAACCGAAUGCUAAAAGCGCCAAGCAACCAGAAGAUAGAGAUGAUAAUCCAUGCACAGUGUCUGAGCCACACAGUGACACUCAGGAAAGCCAAGAUCCAGCCCCAAACUGGGGGAAGAGAGUGCUGUUUGCUCCCCCGUGUGUCACUCUUGCUAAGAAAAGGAGAGUGGAGCAGCCAGAGCUCAAGGAUGUAACUGGUGAUGAGGAAAUCUCUGACAGUGAAAUUGACUCAUACAUCCGCACUCCUCGGGAAGCUAGAGACUUUGCUCUGAUGCAGAAGUUGUUGUCCAUGUCUGAAAGUGAGAAAUCAUAACCAGUUACGUUUGGAGACCAAUGUUUACCUCUUUUACUUUAUUUGUUACACGAGAGAUACAGGAAUAUCUGUUCAAGCUUUUGUGUUUGGACUAUUCCAGUUGGGUUGCAGAACUUUUCAUUUUGAUAAGACUUGGUUGAUUAUAAGAUGUUGCCCCAACCUGUUUUAUGUAGUCUUAUCCAGUCGAAGUAACAGAUUGCAUUUGUAUCUGUAGUUUGCCGCUUAUACUUGGUUCACUUUCAAAUAAAGCUGUGUUGAAGUGGUUAAAUAAAUCUAAUUUUUGGAUAUAUCACAUGAAGCGCUAUCAAGGAAAACUGACUUAAAAAACGUUUUUCUCUCAAAGGAAAUAUCAGAAUAAAGGAAUUAGCCUGCAAACCAUCUAGAUGACGUAUGAAAGUACUUGCUAUGGUUUUGCACAAUUAUUACAACAUUUUGACAUGCCACAUAAGGAAAAGCACAGGCCUAAAUCAUAAAAUGAAUGAUAGUGGAAUUCCAUUUAGCUGCUUUAGUUUCACGGUGCUGAUAUUAAGCAUGCUGGCAAAUUGUCACACUGUCAUGGCUUACUUGGACACUUGAACAGCGUCUUUUAUUAAUGUCGGUUAGUUCCCCCUGUGCCUCUCCUACUCUGACAAAGUCAAAACGUCUGCUGGGAAAAAGGCCUGUUAUGCCAAGUCUCAAAUAUAAGCCUUCAUUGUGUUGAUUGAUUGUCUACUUAUUAAUGAGUACUUCCACUCCACCUUAAAAAAGUUUGCAUGGUAUUACUUCUCCAUUAUUAGUUCACUGAAAAUGUUAGCAUGUCAUUCAGAAUAUAAGGUGUUAUUGAUUACACUAUUAGAAUGCAUCUUUUCAGAGUGAAAAACCUUACAUUGCCAUGGUUCAUGAUACAGUUGCAUAACUUUGGAGUGUUAGAUUCACAUCGGCCCUUGGGUUUUAUUAAGUUUAAUAUUUUAUUUUGUGUCUGCAAGCACCGAGCUAUUUUAGAAUACUGUAUGAUGUAGGAUACUAGAUCAUGAUUUAAUAUUACCACGUGCAGUGUACAAGUCAGUUUAAUGUAUUUCUAGAACACAGGAUAUUAUACACAGUGGACCCAGCAUUCGGGUCCAAAGUAAAACACUGAAAGAGACAUGAGGUUUUGGAGUGUUGCAUUAACUUUUUGAUCAGAAAUUCAAAUGUAAUGAACAGAAACAGAAUUGUGUUAAAUUGGUCGUAUUUCAUAGGAUGUGUAACUAUAGAAU